AUGAUAGUCUCAAGCAUUUUAAUAUCUAUUAUUUUAAAUAUCUAUACAAUUAAAGCAGAUGAUUGUGAAUAUUCAACACCCGAUGGUAUAUUAGAUUUGAAAACACUCGGUUAUAAAGAUCGACCAAAAUAUAAUAAUAUACCUGACACAGGUUUACAUACUAUUGCAUAUUCAUUCAAUGGUUGUUUUGCUUAUUCAACAAAAGAUACUUGUCAAAAUGCUGCUGCAUGCGUUAUUGAUCUAACGUCAAAACAAGAAAGAUUAAUUGCUCGUCAGACAGAUCGUGUCUUUACGUACAAUGUUGGUGUAAUAAGUAUAAUCUAUACAGAUGGAGAUGAUACAACACUACGUGUUUUUCUUCUCUGUAAAACAACGGAAUCGUUUCAAGCUCAUAAAAUUACUGACAACUCAUUUCUAUUUAAUAUUGAAAGUGAAUGUGCUUGUCCGGGUAAAUGUACAUAUAUUCCAGAUAAGCCAUCAGGUCAUUUAACAGGCGGAGCUGUUUUUAUAAUAGUUUUACUUUGUAUUAUUGCAACUUAUCUUAUCAUUAGUAUUCUUUUUCUUCGACUUGUAAAACAUGAACAAGGUAUUAAUCUUAUACCAAAUCGAACAUUAUGGUUACAAAUAGGACAUGAUACAAUUCAAGUAUUAUUAUUCAUUGUUAAAAUGUUUGUUCCUAUAUUGAAUUUAUUUAUUUAUUAUUUAUUUAUGCUUAUUAUUCAAACAAUCGCUAGUGAAUCUUCAUGUGUUUAUGAUGUUGGAAGUGGACAAAAAUUAGAUAUUCGUACUUUAGGUUAUGAAAAUGGCAAAGGACCAAAAUAUGAUAAUAUACCAAAUUCGAGUCCUACAAAAUCUACAUUAAGUUGGAAUGGAUGUUUUUCUUAUUCAAAAUCUGAUGGUGGUAAUUGUAAAGAUGCUGCAGCAUGUUCUACUAGCACACAGACGGGUAUGUCAACUGUCAUUGCUAAACAAAGUGAGGUUCAAUUUGAACAUCAUGACAACGUGAAUUUACUUAUUUAUCAAACAGUUGAUAGACUUCUUGCUGUUUUUUUAACAUGUAGUGAUUCUGAUGAAGAUACAGUGAAUGGUCAUCAAGACGAUGCACAAACAUUUAGUAUUUAUGUUCAAUCUCGAUGUUGUUGUCCUGAUAAAUGCCAUUAUUCACCUGAUUCUGGAUCUAUAAGUGGUGGUGCUAUUUUUCUUAUUCUAUUAAUUUCUAUUCUAUUUGUUUAUAUUAUUGGUGGAAUAAUGUUUUUAAAAUAUGCACGUGGUGCUACUGGCUCAGAUAUGAUACCAAAUCGUUUAAUAUGGUUAAAUAUAACAUUAUAUGCUCUUGAUGGAUUACGAUAUUCUAUUCAAAUUAUCCGACAUAGAAGUUUCAAUAUUGAUUAUCAAAAAAUAUAA
This is a messenger RNA of Rotaria sordida, 1404 nucleotides long. Lineage: Eukaryota; Metazoa; Rotifera; Eurotatoria; Philodinida; Philodinidae. The record is from the annotation of a GenBank genome assembly.